AUGGAUAUUAAUAACUUAUGGAAUAAUUUACUUUCUAAAGGUUUAUCUUUAGGAAUACCUUAUGAUACAAUAAAAUUAGCCAAAAAAGUUGCAUAUAAUCUUCUUGCUGAAGAUGAAGAUUGGACUAAAUCCCAACUUGAAGAAAAAAAGAAAACACAUGGUGAAAAUUUUUGGAUAACUAAUAACAGUGAACAUUGUUAUUGUUUUUAUUAUACAAAUACAGCAUUUAGAAAUAUUCAAACAAUAAAUCCUAGUUGGCCAAAAGAUAUUAAUAAAUUGAAAAUAUUUAUAAUUGGAGAAAUAAAUCUUCUUUAUAAAACAUGGUAUUAUUAUAAUAAAUAUCAAAAAUUAGAGAGAGAAAGUAAUGAAGAACAUCAAAAGAUGAGAAAUGAACUUCGUAGUAAAAAGAAAUCAAAAUUUGAAAAAAAUCAAAAUGGUAAUAAAAAAAAUUUUAAAGAAAAAAGUGAUAAACGAAAUCGUAAUAAUAAUUAUAAAGAAGAAAUGGAAUUGUUUAAUCGUCUUCAACAAUAUUCUAGAAAAACAGAUACAAUAACAUUUUUAAAAAAUGCUCAUAAAAAUAGAAUUGAUUGUCUUCUAUCAAAAAUUAUGCAAAUGUUAUCUUAUCUUGUUGGAGUAAUAUCAUUUAUUAAAAUAUAA
Messenger RNA from Strongyloides ratti, 657 nucleotides. RefSeq lists its product as hypothetical. The record is from RefSeq and is a predicted model, not a curated record. The transcript is spliced from 2 exons. NCBI's taxonomy places the organism in Eukaryota, Metazoa, Nematoda, Chromadorea, Rhabditida, Strongyloididae. The coding region runs from base 1 to 657 and encodes 218 amino acids.